GCAGGAAACAACAGUCCAGCCCUCGAUGCGAGUUCGACACAGACCAGGAGCUGCUGCUGGUGAAAAUACGAGUUUCUGAGUGAAGGAGGGAGUCACAUUCGAGGAGAAGAUGUCUUUACUGGCAGUCCUGGUCCUUCUGGGGACAGCAGUGAUGGCUCACAGCGAGAUGCAUAGCCUCACAUACAUCUACACGUCCCUCUCCAAACCUAUGGGGCUCCCUGGCAUCCAUGAAUUCACUGCCAUGGGUCUGCUGGACGACAGGAUGAUUGACUACUUUGACAGUGACCACCAGAAGAAAGUCCCGAAACAGGACUGGAUGAAGGAGCGACUGGCUGCAGAUUAUUGGGAGAAAGGCACGCAGUCCCGCCAGAGCAAGCAGCAGUGGUUCAAAGUCAACAUCGAUAUCCUGAAGACUCGGCUGAGGCAGAACGACUCGGACAUCCACACCCUUCAGUGGAUGCACGGCUGUAAGGGUGAAACUCAGCCUGGCGGCACCCUGAAGUUCAUCAGUGGCAUGGAUAUGUACAGCUACGAUGGAAACGACUUUCUGUCCUUCGAUGAUUCAAAUGGAGUCUGGGUCGCACCGACUGUUGCGGCAGAACAAACCAAGAGGAAGUGGGAUAACGUCCAGGUCCUAAAAGAAUACACCAAAGGCUACCUGGAGAAGGAGUGUAUGGAUUGGCUGAGCAAGUUCGUAAAUUACGGAAAAAAGCAGCUUGAAGAAGCCAAGGCACCAAAGGUUCAUGUGUUUGCAAAGAACUGCAACGUCAAGACGAACGUAGCUUUGACGUGCCUGGCCACAGGUUUCCUCCCAAAAGACAUCGAGAUGUUUAUCAGAAGGAAGGAUCGCAUUCUAAAACGCGAAGACGGAGUGAAGAGCACAGGCUCUGUACCAAACAGCGAUGAAACCUACCAGAGGAGAGACAGCAUCGAGGUUGGGAGGAAUGACUUGGUGGAUUACACCUGUGAAGUGACUCACAUAGCAUCCGGCUACAGCGUUUCAAAGACUUGGGAUCGCAUCCUUCCUCCUCCAGAGGACGGCAGCUCUACAGGGAUCAUCGCUGGGGAAGUUGCAGGGGUUCUGCUCCUGAUUGGGGUCAUCGUGGGGGCUGUCCUUUACAAAAAAGGUGUUUUUGGCUCCAAACGUGCCCCCUCCUCACAAGGUUCAUCUCUACAAACGGUCUCAACUGAUCCCAUCCAUAAAACCAGCACCACCAGCACCGCCAGCACUCAAUAUCAACCUCUCAGUAAAGGAUCUGACAGUGGCAGUGACUCUGGUCUUUCCUCCAACAGUGGCAAAAAUGGCUCCAGUCCUGAGUCCCAGAGUCUGACGGGGAGUGCUGAGGGAAACUGAUCUGAAGCAGUUUUACUGUGAAGACUGGUGAUGCCAAAGGGGAAUUUGGAAAUCAACAUCAACCAAAAAAUUAUCAAAUUGAAAUCCCUGCCUGAAAAACUGAAGUUGUCCAGAAACGCUAUUUGAGCUCAAGCUAUAAAAAAAAAAGGCUUCAGGUAGUAAACCAUUGGAGCUCUUUGUCAAUAAGAGAUCAGGAAAUAGUUCCUGUGCUUGUCUGAAACGAGCAGGGUGAAGACAUCCUCGCCUUGAUGGGCGACGAGAAAUAAACAACUUACAAGAAAUAUGAGAAGUUGAAAAUUGAAGUAGCAUUGAACUGGAUGCUGUGAAGGAAGUUAAAAACUGUGUGCCUCACAUACAACAAUCCAGCGAUAGUAAAACACACAAAGCAAAAUAAUGAGGCAAUCAGUGAUUCAGGAAAAUAUUAUCAGGACGCAGGAAAUU
Notolabrus celidotus (New Zealand spotty) is the source of this 1795-nucleotide messenger RNA. Its product is annotated as H-2 class I histocompatibility antigen, Q10 alpha chain-like. Gene Ontology annotation, biological process: immune response. Gene Ontology annotation, cellular component: external side of plasma membrane. The record is from RefSeq and is a predicted model, not a curated record. The coding region runs from base 110 to 1354 and encodes 414 amino acids. The transcript is spliced from 10 exons. NCBI's taxonomy places the organism in Eukaryota, Metazoa, Chordata, Actinopteri, Labriformes, Labridae.